Molecule: messenger RNA, 2055 nt
Organism: Triticum dicoccoides
Lineage: Eukaryota; Viridiplantae; Streptophyta; Magnoliopsida; Poales; Poaceae
Exons: 2
Coding region: 79-1821 (580 amino acids)
Molecular function (GO): nucleic acid binding; zinc ion binding
Source: RefSeq, a predicted model, not a curated record
UGGCGGCCAUGGAGUCGCCUCACGGCUGCCGAUUUUUUGUGUGCGUGCGGUGCAGGGGGAGGCGGCGGGUGCUGGGACAUGAUGAUGGAGGACACGCGCAUGUCGCAGGGCGAGCUCGCCUCCAUCGACGCGCCGAGCUUCGACGGCACGGACUUUGAAUCAUGGCAGAUCAUGAUGAGAGGCCACCUGGUUGGCUCUCACCCUCUUGUGUGGAGCAUUGUGGAAACCGGCUUCUCUUGUGCGGACGAGGCAAAUCCAACUGACCUCGAACUGAGGAAAACGUACUACAAUGCCCAAGCCAUGAACGCCAUACACUGUGCCCUCAGCGAUGAUCAGCUCUACCGGAUCUGGCACCUUGAUACUGCUAAGGAGGUAUGGGACGCUCUCCAGGUUAUCCAUGAAGACACCCCGACCGUCCGUCGGUUAAAGAUCAAACAGCUGAGGGAGAAGAUGAAGUUGUUUGCGUGGAGGAAGGGCGAGUCUGCCGAUCAAAUGCAUACACGGCUCUGGAAUUUGGCCAUUGACCUGAAUCGCCUUGGUUGCAAAGAGGUGGACGAUUCUUAUGUCGUGUGGACGAUGCUUCGUGCCAUGACGCCUAGGAAGCCAGCCUUUGUGGACGGCAUUCGCCAGGAGCCUGGCUUUGAAGAACUCACCCCUCUGGAUGUGCUCCACAACUUCCAAGUCUACGACUGCAGACAAGAGCUAUCCAGAAUAAUCAUGCGCGGGUACGCGAAGGCGAAGGCGAAGGCGGACACUGUCACACCGAGCGAGCCCGACGACGAUGCAGAUUGCUCCGGAGAAGCGCCUCGCUUCGAUGGCACGCACUAUCUAUCAUGGCAGCGUAGGAUGAAAUUCCAUCUGCUUAGCAUUGACCCCCUAGUGUGGAGAAUUGUGGAAACUGGCUUCUCCUGUGUAGAUGAAGCAAAUCCAACGGCUCUUGAAAAGAGGAAUUGGCAGCUCGACUAUCGAGCUAGACAUGCCUUACAGUAUGCCAUAGGUGAUGAUCAAUACAUUCGGAUUUGCCGGUAUCAAUAUAAGAGUGCUAAGGAGAUUUGGGAUGCUCUCCAAAAAUUUAAUGAAGCAGUUGGUAAGUCAAAGCUCAGUUCACUGAGGAUUGAUAUGAACUUCUUCGUCUUAGGGGAAGACGAGUCCCCGAGUGACAUGUAUACAAGGCUCAACAAUUUGGCCAAUGAAAUGAAGGGUCUCGGGUGCAAAGAGAUGACUGAUUCCUAUCUUGUGGAGAAGAUGCUUUUUGCCAUGACACCAAGGAACCCAACCAUGGUUUUCCUCAUCCAUCAGAAGCAUAACUUUGAAUUACUCACCCCUCAGGAGGUGCUUGCAACCUUCCUCCUCUACGGCGGGGAGCAAAAAGAACCCAAAGUCACGAGGGGGCAUGCAUUGCCACGCUCAAGCAAAAAGGUCAACACUACCUUGAAGGCCAAGCAAGUCCAAGUGGAGGAAUCUAGCGAUGAUGAAAACGACCAUGAUCAAGACCAAGAGCAAAUUCAACAAGGAAUGCAAGAAUUGGCUCUCUUCAUGAAGAAAUAUAAAGGGUUUCUUAGAAAGAAAGGCUGUGAAACAAGAAGUAAUUUCUCUGACAAGUUCAAGAUGAGGAAAUCAAAGAGAUAUUGCUAUCAAUGUGGUGAUUCCAAUCAUUUCAUUGCUGAUUGCCCGAAGAAAGAGGACAAGAAAGAAGAGGAGAAGAGCAACUACAAGAGGGAACCAUUCAACAACAAGGGCAAGCCAUACAAGCCGGAGGGGCAGAAAGGAAAAAACCUGGAGUUCACCAGGCUGGCUGAAGUUGUGAGGCUGGGAGGCUGAUGGUGCUGCUACUGGCUGAUUCUUCUUCUUUCAGUUUUUGUUCGUCAUUUAUCAAGCCGUUGGACCAGGGCUACUUCCCUAUGUGUUGUUAAUGUAUUAAGUAGUUCCUUCGAAUUUGUAGUAUUAGUUAGUUUGAAUGUGGAAGUACCUUAAAUUUUGGAACGAAAUGUUGCUAUGUAGGACCAAGGGUUUCAUACCUUAAUCUUUGGAUAAUUAAUUAUGUGAACUGUUAGA